UGCCGGGGUCCUCUCUCGGUGACGGUCGCGCCGUUGCCCCGGUGCCGGAGACGGUCCCCGGAUGUGGCGGCUGGGAAACGGGAUCGUGCGGCUCGGGGCCGCGCUCGGGGCCGGGGGCGAGGCGCGGGCCCGCGGGCUGAGGAUGAGCGCCGCCCGGGGGACGGUCGUGGUAGAGCGAUGCUGGCAGGUUCCCUUGCCCAAGAAGGGCCGACCGGCCAGGCUGCACCCCAGGAGACACCGCAUCUACCGGCUGGUGGAGGAUACCAAACACUGGCCCCAGGAGACGCUGCAGCUCAUCCUCACCCAGACGGUGCCCAAGCUGGGGGGACGAGGGGACACGGUCUAUGUGAAGAAGUCAGUGGGUCGGAACCAGCUGCUGCCCCGCGGUCUGGCCGUUUACACUUCCCCGGAGAACACCGCUCACUUCCAGGAGGAGAGACGGUUACUUCGUGAGGGAAGACCAGAGCAAAGGCUGCAGACCCGGACGGGAGAGAUGACGGUGCAGUUCCUGAAGGACUCCGUGCUGACGGUGAGGAUGAAGAACAAUGUCAGAUGGGAGCUGACGAAGGAGCUGGUCUGUCGGCAUUUUCUGAAGGAGCUUCGAGUGUUUGUGCCCCAGGAAGCGCUGAGGAUUCCCGAUGAACCCAUCACCCGCUGGGGAGAGUACUGGUGUGACGUCACAGUGAACGGUAUCGAGACAGUCCGCCUACCCAUGUCGGUGGUUAACUUCGAGAGACCCAAGACCCGCCGACGCAAGGAGUGGCUGCUGCAGCAGCAGAAGGCCCAGGGCGAGGGGGCUGAGGGGGGCCAGGGGGAUGAAGCCCCUCCCCUGUAACCUCACCCUGGGGCGAGAUUCCGUCACUUCCUGCUGCUCAGUGUCUGUCGGUCCGCCUGGCAUCACUGCCAGGACUCGGGAGGGUGUGUGUGCGCGUGCGCGCGUGUGUGUGUGAGUCUGUUGCUCUAAUCCCCCUCCCACACACACACACCGGCCUCCUACUGUGCAUGUUCCAGCUGUGGUACCGGGAUGGUGCCCACUCCCCCAGAAUAAAGGCCUUGGACUGAGA
Molecule: messenger RNA, 1064 nt
Organism: Hemiscyllium ocellatum (epaulette shark)
Lineage: Eukaryota; Metazoa; Chordata; Chondrichthyes; Orectolobiformes; Hemiscylliidae
Gene: mrpl9
Product: mitochondrial ribosomal protein L9
Exons: 7
Coding region: 62-835 (257 amino acids)
Biological process (GO): translation
Cellular component (GO): mitochondrion; ribosome
Molecular function (GO): structural constituent of ribosome
Source: RefSeq, a predicted model, not a curated record